AUGGAGCACACUGGAAUUGAAGAGGUCAACCAGACACACCAGCAGCACGAGCCCAUCAGCUUUGGAAUAGACCAGAUUCUGAACAGCACGGACCAGUCCAGCAGCUGCAUGCUGCCCAACCGAACCAGCGACACGGAUUACACGCUUGCCCCAAACGUUUACACCAAUGGCUAUAACAGCGUCUAUAACCCGGCCUGCUCUAUGGCGGCUGGACUCGCAGGUUCCUAUAACGUGAAUAUGAACAUGAAUGUCAGCAUGAACAUGAACGUUAACGUUAAUGGUGGGAACGCCGGUGGUGUUAUCAGGGUGCCAGCUCACAGACCCAUGCCACCGAAUCCACAUCAGCCCCCGCCUACCCAUCCACCUGGCCUCGCGGGUGGCAUCACCUCAGUGACUUCAAUGCCAAGUAUGGGAAAUGCGGCAAACUUUACCUUCCCGUGGAUGGAGAGCAGUCGAAGGUUCGCAAAGGACAGACUCACUGCAGCCCUUUCUCCCUUCUCGGUGACCCGGCGCAUCGGCCACCCCUAUCAGAACCGGACGCCACCCAAAAGAAAAAAGCCCCGCACCUCAUUCAGCCGUGUGCAGAUCUGCGAACUUGAGAAACGCUUUCACCGACAGAAGUACCUGGCAUCGGCGGAGCGCGCCACCCUGGCCAAGGCCCUGAAGAUGACAGACGCACAGGUCAAAACCUGGUUCCAGAAUAGGAGGACAAAAUGGCGGAGACAGACAGCCGAGGAGCGCGAGGCAGAGAGACAGCAGGCCAACCGUCUGAUGCUGCAGCUCCAACAGGAGGCAUUUCAGAAGACCCUGAGCCAGCCCCUGCAGCAGGACCCCUUGUGCCUGCACAACUCCUCCUUGUACGCCCUACAGAACCUACAGCCCUGGGCAGAGGACAACAAGGUGACCUCCGUCACCUCCCUGGCAUCUGUGGUCUGA
This is a messenger RNA of Salvelinus namaycush (lake trout), 936 nucleotides long. RefSeq names its product T-cell leukemia homeobox protein 3-like. Gene Ontology annotation, biological process: animal organ development; regulation of transcription by RNA polymerase II. Gene Ontology annotation, molecular function: RNA polymerase II cis-regulatory region sequence-specific DNA binding; DNA-binding transcription factor activity, RNA polymerase II-specific. Gene Ontology annotation, cellular component: nucleus. The transcript has 3 exons. The record is from RefSeq and is a predicted model, not a curated record. Lineage: Eukaryota; Metazoa; Chordata; Actinopteri; Salmoniformes; Salmonidae. Bases 1 to 936 code for a protein of 311 amino acids.